GGCAGAGAGCAUUCAAUUUGGUCGCUCGCUCGAUGAUAUCUGGGCUCAAUGGAUGUGGCAAGCAAGAGUAAUGCCCAUAUUUUGGCGGGAAAAAGAUUUGACCUACACCUUCUGAAUCGCUCGAAGAUUAUCCAUCUUAUCCGCCACGGGCAGGCGCGCCAUAAUUUGGCGGGAGAGCCAAACUACGCUAAUUACAGGAUCAGGGAAAAUUACGACUCAGCUUUGACAGAGGAAGGAUGGCGGGAAGCAGCGAUGCUAAGGAGGACAAAGAGAAGAGAGCUGGAAAGUGCAGAGCUGGUGGUGGUGUCCCCUCUUACACGCACGCUGGAGACGGCUAUGGCGAUCUACGGCGUGGAGGAGGGAGAGAAGAUGGUGUCACUGACAGGGAUGGAAUUUCAAACGGCAGAGGGGAAAGGACUUGCCAUCAACGAGAUUACCAAAGCAGCAGCUAUGGCUUCUCCUACUCUAUGUCCUUUGGAGGGUGCUGCUGCCAUGGCUCCUCCUUUCCCCGUGACAGCUAUGGCUUCUUCUACGCUGGAGACGGCUAUGGCGGUCUACCUCGAGAAGGAGGAGGAAGAGAAGAUGUUGACAGCGACGGAAGGGGCAGAGCAGAAAGGAUUUGCAAUCAAAGAGAUGAGCGAAGCCGCAGCUAUGGCAGCACAAUACCCUGUAGAGAGUAGUGAUAUUGCUCCUCCUUCUUCUCCUCCUUCUCCUCCUCCUUCUUCGCCUCCUUCUUCUCCUCCUUCUUCUCCUCCUUCUUCAGUGGCCAUGGCGGAAAGCGGGCACGCAGGUGGAGGAGGAGGAGGAGGAGGAGGAGGAGGAGGAGGGGUAAGUGGCAGCAGCCAUAGCUGUGAGAGGAAGAAGAAAGAGGAGGUGUAUGUUGGAAUAACGCGACCCUUUGUCUCUGUGGAGUUGUGUCGAGAGCGCCUGAGUCCCCACCCUUGCGAUAAACGGUCCGCCAUCGCUGAGUAUAGGCGAAGGUUUCCCUUCGUCGAUUUCUCCCAGAUUGAGAGCGAUGAGGACACGUGGUGGACUAAGGAGCAUCGAGAAACGGAUUCAGAGAUCGGUACAAGGGCCUUGAAGUUCUUGGCUUGGCUGGCGCAGAGGAAAGAGAGGAAUAUUGCUGUCGUCUCGCAUAGCGCGUUCCUCUUCGCAUUGGUUAAGUUGUUCGGUAACGGCUCUUCUCCGGACGUUCGAGAGGAGCUGCGCGCCGCGUUUGCCAACUGCGAGAUGCGUUCCGUCGUUCUUCUCGAUCGCGGAUCCAACAACGGUGCCGACCCUUGCGACGACUCCAAGCCAUCAUGGUAUUGUGAAUCAUCUCCCCCUGCAAAUCGUUACCACCAUGCCUAUUUCCCUGACCCUGAAUGUGGACAUCAUCAGGACCGGGUGCGCACCCGUUCGACGCAACGAUUUCGCAACUUGAAGGCCGAGCUCGGAAUCGGCAGCAGCAGCAGGAUUGCUUGUCCAGAGAGCUCAUGGGACAAAACCCCCUCCGUCUACAAAAAAAGGCAAAACGGGGAAGACGGGUCAUCUCCUUCUCCUUAUUCGAAGAUCAAUAAUCUGUUGGACGAGCUAGGGGACACAGUGAGGAAGAUCUGCAACAACAGGUUUACUCCAGAGCGGCGGCGACAGAGCGGGCCAUGCUCCAGCACCACUCAGUCUGCUGCUAACCUUGGAGACUCUAGAGAGGAGGAUGAAUUACGCCCCGCGACGACAGAGCCCCCGGGGCCUACGUUCGGGGGAGGGAGAUUCGCAACAAAGGAUGAUUGUGAUUGCCACAACAGGCGUCGGCCUGAGCGGCGACAGAUCGAGACGUCGUACUCCUUCAGUGCAGGCUGUGCAGGCUGUGCAGCUAAUAAUGAUAAUGACCUUGGCAAGGGGGUAUUAUUGCGAUUGGGGUCAACGGAGACCCCAGCGCCGGUGUUUGGAGGAGGAGGGGGUAGAUUUGCAAACUGCAGCGCCGGAGGAGGGGGUAGAUUAGCAAAUGAUGAUCGCAACAACAUGUUUUCACCAGCGCGACGACAGCUCGAGUCUUACUCCACCAGUGUGCUUGGAGGAGGAGGGGGUAGAUUGGCAAAUUGCAGCGCCGGAAGUGGGGAUAAUCAUAAUAACCUUGGCAAGGAGGGAUGGCGGAAAACAGAGACCCCACUGGCAGGUGCUCUGUUUGGAGGAGGAGGAGGGGGUAGAUUAGCAAAUUGCAGCGCCAGGAGAGCUGGAUUAGCAAAUUGCACCGGUGGAGGCGGGGCUAGAUUUGCAAAUUGCACUGGUGGAUCAGGGUAUUCUUUGGAUGAUAAUUCUCUUCAAUUUGGCUAUCGCUGUGAAAGUGCAGUGAGAAAUGAAAUCGACGGACGACUGAGGAGACACAGAGGGGGGUGCGAAACAAGCCCACCCACCUAUAUUUCCCGGCGUGAUAAUGAACAGCAGAGGGCUUGCACAACUUGCACUCCCGCUCCUGUCGCUGACCAGCUUCAGCUUCAUAAUAGCCGUAAUAAUGACCAGAUUCAGCUCCGUAAUAGCCUUAAUAAGAAUAGCAUCCUCCUCUCCAGACACACGGACAUGGCAGACACGCAAAUGGACUGGGACCGACGGCUGGGACUGAAUGGGAAUGGCCCCCAAGAGAGGACAAAGUCCCACUCCCAAGUCGGGACUGAUUUCUGCAGUGCCAGACCAGACUGCAGUUGCUGGCGCUGCCGUCGAUGGUCCCUUCUCACUCGUUCAAGGGGUUCGAGCCCUAUAAGGGGUCCUAUAAGGAGCCCUAUAAGGGGUCCUUGUCAGCAGAAGCCUACCAAUAUUAAUAGGUGGUGGGCAUCAGAGGGGAUCAGCAGUACAAAAUGUGGGGCUACAGGAACGGAUCGCCUGGCAGGCCUGCGCUACGGCUUUGAUAACCCUAACAACGACUGUACUGACAAGAAGAAGAUGAUGGGGGGUGACCGUAUUGGAUCGGGAUCGGGAGCGGGAGCGGGAUAUGGAUUGUCAUCCCGACGAUGGGGGUGUCCAGAUCCCGAUGGAGAGGGCAGCAGGGGGCUUGGGCGGAUCAACAAGCGAACGUGUGAAACCAAGACCGCAACAAGGACGUGUUUCGAUCCCGACGACUACUGGAGUUUGAAAGGGGCUGGCAUGUGUGAGCCUUCACUUUCAAAAUGAAUGAUGUGAGUCAUUGUGAGAUGAUGUGUCCGGAUCCCGAUGAUGGCUCUUGGAGGUUGAGACGGGGCUGACCAUGAU
This is a messenger RNA of Chara braunii, 3222 nucleotides long. The record is from the annotation of a GenBank genome assembly. Lineage: Eukaryota; Viridiplantae; Streptophyta; Charophyceae; Charales; Characeae.